UCGAAUCGAAAAAAUCAAAUGAAUCCAGAAGAACUCCUCCGCCACCCUCUCCCCACCGAAACCCCCAAGCUCACUCUCGGCUGCCCCCUCCUCGACCGCCUUCUCGGCGGCGGCGUCCCCAUCGACACCAUCACCGAAAUCGUAGCCGAGAGCGGCACCGGCAAAACACAGCUCUCCUUGCAGCUCCUUCUCGCCGCCCAGCUCCCCACUUCCCACGGCGGCCUCUCCGCCUCCUCCCUUUAUCUCCACUCCGAAUUUCCGUUCCCCUUCCGCCGCCUCCACCAGCUCUCCCUUCGCAGGCCCCACCUCCCGGAAAACCCUUUAGACCGCGUUUUCGUACAGCCCCUUCAUUCCGCCGACCACCUGCUCGACCUAUUGCCUCGCCUAGAUUUUCUCGUGCCCAAGUUCAACAUCAAGCUUAUAGUUAUCGAUUCCAUAGCCGCAUUGUUCCGCGGGGAAUUCGAGAACACCCCAGUUGAAUUGAAGCGGAGAUCGAGUAUGUUUUUCAAGAUUUCGUCGAAAUUAAAGUUCCACGCGCGGAAAUUCGGGUUGGCUAUUGUGCUGACGAACCAAGUAGUUGAUGUGAUGGGGUCUUCGGAAAGUUUACGAAUUGGGAAUUCGGUAUCAUUUUUUUCGUCCGGGAGAAGGGUUUCUGCUGCAUUGGGGUUGUCGUGGGCAAAUUGUGUGAACACGAGAUUAUUUAUGUGGAGAGAGGAUGAGAGAAUAGGUUCAUCGGAAAAUGAGAUAGUGGGAGAAGAAGGUGAAACCUUGGAAAAUUUUCAGACAAGAAGGUUCAUUCGGGUUGUUUUUGCGCCCCAUUUGCCUGAUUCUUCUUGCGAGUUUGUAAUUAGAAGAGAAGGGGUUUUCGGGGUUUGAAUGACGAUUAAAUUAGCUCAAACGGUGAAACGAUAUCUUCAUUGUAGAGGAUAUGAUUAUGAGAGGAGGUUUGAUAUAUUGACGAAAGAAGCCAUUGCCUCCGAUAUUCAGUCGGCAUUGUUAUUACCAACGCGUUACGAGGUUUUCUUAUACACCUGAGCUUAAUUUCUUCCGAAACAAAACCAAACGUAUUUUGGUCGACUGCGCCUAAUCGGUGAGCUUUUUGUACGGUAAAUUAUCCCAAUAAGAGCAAAUGAUGUUGAAUACCGGUUAAUAAGAUUAUUAGGGAAAUAGAUGCUACAAUAUAGAUGCAAGAUUUUGUAUCAAUUGAUAUAUACUACGUCUCACGUAAUCAAAUGUAUGUUUUUUAUUUGAUGUAUUCUUGGAUUAAAACCAUCUGUAAUAAGAUUGUAGAUAACUCUAUCAGCUUUCAUUAAUCAAGGAAUUGCUGUUUCCAAGGAAAUACAUCAAA
This is a messenger RNA of Erythranthe guttata (spotted monkey flower), 1348 nucleotides long. It is a transcript of the gene XRCC3, whose product is annotated as homolog of X-ray repair cross complementing 3 (XRCC3). The record is from RefSeq and is a predicted model, not a curated record. Gene Ontology annotation, biological process: double-strand break repair via synthesis-dependent strand annealing; resolution of mitotic recombination intermediates; telomere maintenance via recombination. Gene Ontology annotation, cellular component: Rad51C-XRCC3 complex; replication fork. Gene Ontology annotation, molecular function: four-way junction DNA binding; ATP binding; ATP-dependent DNA damage sensor activity. NCBI's taxonomy places the organism in Eukaryota, Viridiplantae, Streptophyta, Magnoliopsida, Lamiales, Phrymaceae.